AUGGCUGCCAUGAAAGCUGCUAGGGAGGCUGGCGCUUUACUUUCUUAUGAUCCUAACGUAAGGGAACCACUCUGGCCUUCUGCUGAAGCUUGCCGUGAAGGUAUCAAGAGCAUAUGGAAUAGCGCUGAUAUUAUCAAGUUGCUGUUAGUAACUGAUGGGGAGAAAGGGUGCAGAUACUUCACCAAGAACUUCAGAGGAGCUGUGGGAGGAUUCUCGGUGAACACAGUGGAUACUACAGGAGCUGGUGAUGCUUUUGUUGGUUCAGUACUUUGCUCUGCUGCCAAAGAUUCAUCAAUUCUGGAAGACGAAAGCAGACUGAGAGAAGCUCUUAAGAUGGCUAAUGCUUGCGGCGCAAUUUGUACAACUAGGAAAGGAGCUAUUCCAGCACUCCCAGACAAUGCUGCUGCACAGAAGCUCAUCUCGGAUUCCCACUAG
This is a messenger RNA of Papaver somniferum (opium poppy), 435 nucleotides long. RefSeq names its product fructokinase-2. Lineage: Eukaryota; Viridiplantae; Streptophyta; Magnoliopsida; Ranunculales; Papaveraceae. Gene Ontology annotation, cellular component: cytosol. Bases 1 to 435 code for a protein of 144 amino acids. Gene Ontology annotation, molecular function: fructokinase activity. The transcript has 2 exons. Gene Ontology annotation, biological process: fructose metabolic process. The record is from RefSeq and is a predicted model, not a curated record.